AUGGUCAAGCUCACCGAGGUUGAGGACGAGCAUUUUGCUCAAGAGAAGCCCACGGCCACCAAGAACAAUGUUCUUCUUGCCACGGACGAUGAGGACGAAGACUACACUGACACGGAAUCCGAAAUCUCCGUUGAAUCCGACCUCGAUGUCGAUAGCGAGACCCUGUACGAGCGUGUAGCCGCUCUGAAAGAUAUCGUCCCCCCGUCAGCCCGGCGCCAGAUCUCCUCCACCGUUUCCACACUCACCUCGUUCACAAAGUCCAGCAUCUCCUUCAGUGGAAAGGCGCUCUGGAUUAUCAGCACCAGUGCUUUCCUCCUUGGCGUUCCGUGGGCGCUUGCCUACGCCGAAGAGGAGCAGUACGUCCAGAUGGAGCGUGAGCAGGGAAUGAUCAAGGGUGCUAAUGAGAUGCUCACACCCGGCGCCCUCCCGGCUGAGAACAAGGAGGCCCAACCUGCUCUGUAA
Messenger RNA from Aspergillus udagawae, 462 nucleotides. RefSeq names its product mitochondrial import receptor subunit TOM22. The record is from RefSeq and is a predicted model, not a curated record. Gene Ontology annotation, biological process: intracellular protein transport. Lineage: Eukaryota; Fungi; Ascomycota; Eurotiomycetes; Eurotiales; Aspergillaceae. Gene Ontology annotation, cellular component: mitochondrial outer membrane. The coding region runs from base 1 to 462 and encodes 153 amino acids. The transcript is spliced from 3 exons.